CGUUAAAACUCGUUUCAUAAUCCCAUUAUUGCUAUGUUGUUGUAUCAAAGAGGAUCGUCUUGCUCAAGACUCUAGAGUGUAGCCAGCUCAUUCCAGCAAACUCCCACUCCCUACAUCUUAUCCCUUAAAAUCCCCCCCACUGGCUCUCUCCUUCACAUAUUCCUUUCCAACACAAACCAAAAGACAUGGCUUCAUCAUCUCCUCUUUCUCCCAUUCUCCUCUCUCUGUUUCUAGUAUUCAUUUGUGGGGUGUCAGCUCAAACGGCUCCCGCCCCUGCCCCCUCUGGCCCCUUGAAUUUCACUGGAAUCCUUGACAAAAAUGGCCAAUACACCUACUUCCUUCAGCUUUUGGCACAGACUCAAGUUGGGAGCCAAGUACAAACUCAACUCAAAACCACCACUGAAGGCUUUACCGUCUUUGCUCCCACAGAUAAUGCCUUCAACAACCUCAAACCUGGUACCGUCAAUAACCUGGACCCACAACAGAAAGUACAACUAGUUCUAUACCACGUUAUUCCCAAAUACUACUCCUUGAACGAUCUCCAAUUUGUUAGCAACCCCGUUAGAACCCAAGCUGGUCAGGAUUUCGGCCUCAACGUCACUGGCCUGAACAACCAGGUUAACGUCUCAAGCGGGGUUGUCGAGACUCAGAUUAACAACGCAUUAUAUCAAAAGAAACCUCUGGCAAUUUAUCAAGCGGACAAGGUGUUGUUGCCUGAAGAGUUUUUUGAAGCUAAAUCCCCAGCGGCUGCACCUUCACCGGCGACAAAGAAAUCAUCAACAGGGUCUAAAUCGAACUCAAGAGCAUCAGCAACCGCAGAUGAGCCAGCUUCUGCUGAUAAUUCAGGCUCAACCGGAAGGAAUAUGGGGUUGGGAUUCGUUGUUGGGCUUGCAUUGGCUUGCAUGGGAUUUCUCUCAUGAGCGGAUAUAUAUGAAGUUGGUCUGCAUUUUUUACUAUAAAUUUUCGUUUUUCAAAUGGAUCGAUAAGGGUCUGAUUGGUCGUUGAACAUAUUCUUGUUAUCCACAUUAUUUGUAUUUCCAGAAUUUUUUGUUGAUUUUGCUUCUGCGCGCUGCUUGAUGUUAAUAAUAAUAUAUGUGAGUUUCUGAAAA
Gossypium raimondii (Peruvian cotton) is the source of this 1109-nucleotide messenger RNA. Its product is annotated as fasciclin-like arabinogalactan protein 9. The transcript has a single exon. Lineage: Eukaryota; Viridiplantae; Streptophyta; Magnoliopsida; Malvales; Malvaceae. The record is from RefSeq and is a predicted model, not a curated record. Bases 186 to 920 code for a protein of 244 amino acids.